Molecule: messenger RNA, 2861 nt
Organism: Miniopterus natalensis
Lineage: Eukaryota; Metazoa; Chordata; Mammalia; Chiroptera; Miniopteridae
Source: RefSeq, a predicted model, not a curated record
AUGACCGCGGACAGCUCCCAAGUUCAGGUGUGGCUGCUGUUCAGCUCUGGGCACCUGAGGCUGCUGAACUCGUUGGUUCUUGAAGUGAGAAGGUUCUCAGACCUUCCCCCAGAAAUCAAGAAGUGGAAUGUGCGGCUGUUCGAGUGUCCGCGCCCCGGGGAGGACCCCGGGCCCGGAGGCCAGAUCGGCGAGGUGGAGCUCUCUACCUACACCCCCCCGCCUGGGAGCCCGGGGCCGCCCCCAGCCCCCCGUUUCCUCCCAGUGCUGUGCUGCGCGUUGCCGCCGGGCUCCAGGGCUCCGCACAGCCACCUGCAGGGUCCCAGGGGCUUCACGCUGGAGGGGCCCCUCUUUGGGCUGCUCUUUGGAGCCGACGCCGCCCUCCUGGAAUCUCCCGUGAUCCUCUGUGGUCUCCCUGAUGGUCAGCUCUGCUGCGUGGUCCUGAAGACCCUGGUCACCUCCAGGUUGGCCCCUGGUGACCCGAAAGCCCUUGUCAAGAUCCUCCAUCACCUGGAGGAGCCCGUCAUCUUCAUCGGGGCCUUGAGGACAGAGCCACUGGCUGAGGACCUAGAGGACGCCAACUCAGACUGCCUUGUGGCACUCGGUCAUCGUGGCCGGACACUGGCCAUCAAGGCCAGCUGGGACGAGGCAGGGAAUCUGGUGCCGGAGCUGCGGGAGUACUGCCUGCCGGGGCCUGUGCUGUGUGCAGCCUGUGGCGGGGACGGCCGCGUCUACCACAGCACCCCUGCCAACCUCUGCGUGGUGGACCUGGCUCGAGGAGGCACCCCCGGGGACUCCGUGCAGCCCGACUGCCCAGGAGGCCUGCCCUCUUUGCUGUGUCCAGCCAGCUUGGGUGUCUGCAGCGUCGUCACCCUCUGUGUGUCGUCUAGGUCAUCGGAAGGGGGCACUGAGCUCCUGGCCCUGUCUGCCAAAGGCCGCCUGAUGACCUGCAGCUUGGACCUGAACCCCGAGCCACCUCAUCCCACCAGGGUGACCGCGGCGGACACUGGCCGAAAGAUUAAGGAUUUGCUCUGUGGAAUCGGCACCGUCUCUGAGAGAGUGUCUUCCCUGAAGAAGGCCGUGGACCAGCGGAACAGGGCCUUGAUGUGCCUCAACGAGGCCAUGAAUGUGAGCUGCGCCCUGCUGUCCAGCCGGGAGGGCCCCCGGCCCAUCUCCUGCACCACCACCACUGCCUGGAGCCACCAGGAGCUGCAGGACGUGCUGACCGCCACUUGCCUGCUAGAGAACAGUAGUGGCUUCAGCCUGGACCGGGGCUGGGCCUUGUGUGUCCAGGUGCUCCCCAGCUCCCAUGCCUCAGACCCGGACACGGCUGGCUCAGCCGUGACCUACACCAUCCCCGUGGACCAGCUCGGCCCCGGCGGUCGGCGGGAGGUGACGCUGUUCCUCGGCCCUGGGGAGGAUGGCGUGCUCGACCUGCCCCUGACCGUGUCCUGUGCGCUCUUCUACAGCCUCAGGGAGGUUGUGGGCGGGGCCCUGGCCCCCUCGGACUCUUUCAAGGACCCUGCCUUGGUCGGGUGCCCCCCCGACGUCCUGCCUGAGCAGGGGGGUAUCUGCCUGCCCCUGAGCGAGCACACGGUGGACAUGCUGCAGGGCCUGCGUUUUCCUGGCCUAGCCGCACCCCACGUGCAGGCCCCCGGGCCAUCCCACCCUUCGGGUGACCCCGUGAACACCUUCCUGGAAAGUUGUUGCAGGCUCAGCAGCGAGCCAUCGGGCCCCGAGUCCCUGCGGGCCAAGUACCUGCCCCCUUCCGUGGCCGCUAUCAGGGUGUCAGCAGAGCUGCUCAGAGCCGCCUUGGGGGACAGUUCAUCAGGUGUGUCCCUGUGUUGUGCCACCUUGCAGUGGCUCCUCGCUGAGAAUGCCGCCGUGGAUGUCGUGAGGUCCCAAGCACUGUCCUCUGUCCAGGGAGUGGCCCCGGACGGCACUGACAUCUGCCUUAUUGUCCAUGAGGUGGCCGUGACCGACCUGUGCCCUGCGGGGCCCAUCCAGGCCGUGGAGAUCCAGGUGGAGAGCUCCUCUCUGGCCAACAUGUGCAGGGCCCACCAUGCUGUCGUUGGACGUAUGCAGAGGAUGGUUAUGGAGCAGGCCGCCCGGGGCUCCAGCCCACCUGACCUCCGCAUGCAGUACCUCCACCAGAUCCAGGCCAACCAUGAGGCGCUGCUGCGGGAGGUGCAGACCCUGCGGGACCGGCUGUGCACAGAGGACGAAGCCAGCUCCUGCGCCACUGCCGAGAGGCUCCUGCAGGUGUAUCAGCAGCUGCGCAGCCCCAGCCUCCUGCUGUUGUGAGGCCGGUGGGUCCCGCCCCAGCUCCGUGCACAUUAACAGCCUCUGAGGACACAGUGCCUCUGGUUUUACGGAGAAAGAUCGAGGACACAAAAGACUACUUCCCGGCUCCUGAGCUGGGAGGCAGGUACUGGCUGGUUGUGGCUGUGGAAGGUCGGGGGUGAGUUUGGCCAUUGCACAGCAGACCAGACUCCUGGCCUCCAGUGGUCACUUGGCUUCCAGAGGCCAGGGAGAGACAGCUCGGGACCAGGAUGUGGGGCAGGUUUGUGUCUGGCUGUCCCUGUUCCUGGAGGCACCUGCCCCGCCACCCACUCUGGGUGCCUUGGCUCUGCCCCGGCACUGCUGGGGUCACGAGGUGGGAGGUGCUCUGGUGGCCUGCGGCCUGUGGCCAGGGCUGCCCCCAGCGCACAGCACUGCAAUCCCAGGGCCCCAUGGUUGGGCGGGCCCAGCCGGUGCUGGUGUUUUCUGUGCUUGGGGAGGUGACUCCUGGGUGUCACUUGGUGCUCUCUUCGUGGGGCUGUGAGGGCCCUGCUGCCACCACAACAGACCCUUUCUGUGACCUG